This is a messenger RNA of Microtus oregoni (creeping vole), 1611 nucleotides long. It is a transcript of the gene Rasgef1c, whose product is annotated as RasGEF domain family member 1C. Gene Ontology annotation, biological process: positive regulation of GTPase activity; Ras protein signal transduction. Gene Ontology annotation, molecular function: guanyl-nucleotide exchange factor activity. The record is from RefSeq and is a predicted model, not a curated record. The transcript has 14 exons. Gene Ontology annotation, cellular component: plasma membrane. Lineage: Eukaryota; Metazoa; Chordata; Mammalia; Rodentia; Cricetidae. Bases 98 to 1498 code for a protein of 466 amino acids.
GGCAGCGCCCGGUUCACCGUGCAGCGGCUGCGGCGGGCGCGGCGGGCGCUGCCGAUGGGCCGGGCCCGGGCUGCCGGAGCGCCGGGAGCCGGCAGGCAUGCCCCGGACACUGAGUGCCUCCGACAUGGUCACCCCGGGCAGCCUCAGCCCACCUCCCACAGAAUCCACAGAAGGCGAGCAGGCUGGACAGCCCCUCCUAGAUGGAGCUCCAUCUUCAGCCUCUCUGGACACCCUGAUUCAGCACCUGGUGCCUACAGCCGAUUACUACCCCGAGAAAGCCUACAUCUUCACCUUCCUGCUGAGCUCGCGUCUCUUCAUCGAGCCCCGGGAGCUCCUGGCUCGGGUGUGCCACCUGUGCAUAGAGCAGGAACAGCUGGACAAGCCAGUGCUGGACAAGGCCCGAGUCCGGAAGUUUGGUGCCAAAUUGCUCCAGUUGUUGGCCGAGUGGACCGAAACCUUCCCACGGGACUUUGAAGAGGAGUCCACCAUAGGACACCUGACAGACGUGGUGGGCCGCAUCGCCCCGUGUGACGAGACCUAUGGGAACAGGAUGCAUCAGCUCCUGCAGACUCUGCACCAGAAAUUGGCAUCACUUGGCCAGGGGCCAGAAGGCCUGGUAGGGGCGGACAAGCCCAUCUCAUACAGGACCAAGCCACCAGCCUCCAUCCACAGGGAGCUCCUAGGUGUCUGCAGUGACCCCUACACGCUGGCCCAGCAACUGACCCAUGUGGAGCUGGAGCGACUAAGACACAUUGGACCCGAGGAGUUUGUCCAGGCUUUUGUGAACAAGGACCCCUUGGAGGGCACAAAGCCCCGCUUCAACGACAAGACAAACAACGUAGAGGCCUAUGUGAAGUGGUUCAACCGGCUGUGCUAUCUCGUAGCGACUGAAAUCUGCAUGCCAGCCAAGAAGAAGCAGAGGGCACAGGUGAUUGAGUUCUUCAUUGACGUGGCCCGCGAGUGCUUCAACAUCGGCAACUUCAACUCCCUCAUGGCCAUUAUCUCCGGCAUGAACAUGAGCCCUGUCUCCAGGCUCAAGAAGACUUGGGCCAAAGUGAAAACAGCCAAGUUCUUCAUCCUAGAGCACCAGAUGGACCCCACGGGGAAUUUCUGCAACUAUAGGACAGCCUUGCGUGGCGCAGCUCACCGCUCGCUGACUGCUCACAGCAGCAGAGAGAAGAUUGUCAUCCCCUUCUUCAGCCUGCUGAUCAAAGACAUCUACUUUCUCAACGAGGGCUGUGCCAACCGCCUUCCCAACGGGCAUGUCAACUUCGAGAAAUUUCUGGAACUGGCCAAACAGGUUGGAGAGUUCAUCACCUGGAAACAAGUGGAAUGUCCUUUUGAGCAAGAUCCCAGCAUCACCCAUUACCUGCACACUGCCCCCAUCUUCAGCGAGGACGGUCUGUAUUUGGCUUCCUAUGAGAGUGAGAGCCCAGAGAACCAAACAGAGAAGGAGAGGUGGAGGUCUCUAAGAUCUUCUAUUCUGGGGAAGACAUGAGAAGUUCUGAGGCAGAGGAAGAGGAAGAGGAAGCAGUGGAGCUGAUGCAGCCCAUCCCAACCUCAUCGCAGAUGGCCCAACGGGUGGAGGUUGACACAAAACCUCACUCCUUU